GCUAAAUUGCUAGCAAGUAGGCCUAUAUAGCAGUCGAUCGUCCUGACGGUGCCGGGGCAGUAGAUCUUUUUCUUUAGGCCUAAAUAGGCUAGAUUAAUAGAUGAACAAGUCAAGACGACAAGAGUAUUAAUUUAGGCCAACCUUGCAUGUGUUCGAGACAAUCAUGGAUGAUGCAGACUUGGAGAAACUUUCUGUCAAGCCCGGAUCCCUGAGUCCGAAGUUCCACAGAAACACGACAGAAUACGCCGUGACUGUCGCGAGUGAUGUGGGCAAACUGACCAUCAGUUGCUUGACAAGUGACAGCAAUGCAAGCUACCAAAUUGUGGGUGGGGAUGGAGGGAGGACUGUUGAUCUUGCAGAGGGUAAGACAACAACAAUCAAGAUUGAUGUGUCUGCUGAAGAUGGAACAUCAAAGCUCUACAUCAUCCAUGCCAAGAGACUCUCAGCCAAAGAUGCUUCCCUGACCAAUAUCAAGUUAGCAGAUGGGUGCCUGGUUCCUGACUUCAGCCCUGAUACACUAGCCUAUUCAUGCAUUCUUCCUUACUCUGCCAGUGUACUGAAGGUUACUCCGACUGCUCCUGAUAAAAAGAAUGUAGUGAAGGUCAACGGUCAAGACCCGGGGUCAGAGGUCAACCUUAAUGUUGGCGAGACAGCCAUAGAGAUUGAGGUCACAUCUGCUGAUGGGUCCAAUAAACAGACAUACACUGUGAAUGCCACAAAAAGAUGGCUUGGACGUGCAGUACAGUUUGCCAGUAGCAAAGAUGCUAUGAAGUAUGAAUGCCCCAUCACCAUCAGUCCAUUUCAUAAGCCAUGCAGUAUCAAAGGUUCUGACCCAAAGCAUGUAUUCAGUGAACCAAUCAUUGAUGAGCUGACAAGAACAUCAAAGGUAGAUCCAUUGGAUGGGACACCCCUCGAGAAUGAAUGGAAGGUUCCAGAGGGAGGCAUUGAGAAGGACUUGUCUAGUGCUACAGUAUGUUGUAUCUACUGCUAUACAGGAUGUGAAGAGAAGAUGAAGUACAGUACUCUAGGGACUCAUAUAAAGACAUGUGGGAAAAGACCUAAGAUUGAUGCAGAACCAGAGAAUGCUGACACUUGUAAAGAAUGCAGUCGCAAACGCCCCAAAGAUGAAAUGGACUGGCACAUGGCCAACAUGUGUACCAGCAAACACACCAGUAGGGAGCUCAAACAUUCCAUAAAGAGCCAUGACUGGGAGAAAAAGUUACAAGUUUCUGAAGAAUCUGGUAGUGCAGAUCAGCUAAUGUCAAAGGCCAAAGAUAUCAUCAAGAAAUACAGAAUUGCUCUGCCAAGGAAAGGUCAGUCAUCACGUUUUGAGGAAGGCGGAUCCCCGUUAGACCUGCUGCACUCUGCUGCUGUGAACCUGGCAUGCGGCAUCAAGCAGAAACCUAAAAAAGCUGACCUCCAUUUUACAUUGGGCCUGGUCCUGGAAGAGACCUACUAUGCCCAGGAUAUGUAUGGACUCAAGAAGGAUGAUGAUGACCUUGAUGACAGCAUGGCAACCCUGUCCCUUGGCCUGAGCACCAAGUCAAAGGACAGUAGCAAGGAGGAUGAUAUCCAGGCCAUAUGUCAGCAGAGAGGAGCAGGAGCCAACGCCUCUCUUUCCCGACAGCUUCAGGCCAUCGACGAGGAGUACAAGCACCUGCUCAACAGCGGUCAGUCACAGAAGGCUGACUAUGUCCAGGAGCUUUAUCUGUUCAAGUCCAAGCAGGCUACUCAGGGUGGAAAGACAUCUCAGGCAGCAUCUGAUGAAAGCAACCCGCUAGGUCAGGCAUGCGUCAAGUUCAUGGAUGCCCUGUCCUUGGAGCAGAAUAAUGUUAUGUACAACAUCCAUGUGGGAAGGCUACUACUGCUUCAGGACAAAGUAGAAGAUGCCCUUGUUAGGUUGCAACAUGCAGUAGGCCUCAAACCAUUCCUUUCCAUUGCUAGAUUCUACCUUGGCUUAGCAUUGGUCCAGCAGAAGAACGGUCCUGGAGCCAGGAGUAAAGAAGCCACUACCUACCUGCAUGAUGGCAUCCAGUACCUGCUAGAGCUCACAACUAAACAGGCUGAAACAGUGGAGAACAGUUCCUCAUGUGACCUUCACUCAGAAGACCUAUGGAGGACUUCUAGCGGCCAGCUUCUCAAGGGAUGUAUAGAACUAGGUAAGCUCCUCAAGAAGACACCUAUAUCAGGGUUCCUCAGUGCUGCUGAUGUCUUUCACAGUGCUGCCAUUUUGGCAGGGCAGAACCUAUGCACGCUGCCCUGUAGAGGCGACACCUACCAAUCAAUGGAGUGGGUACUCCUUGAUGUUCAUGCCAUCCUGCUAGAAAUGCUAAUGGAGAAAGAUGCAGGGAAUACCCCUUGGAUUGCUCAACGAUGUCAGCGUCUCUCUUCACUCAUCAACUGUUCUACCAUCCCACAGAGUCAACAGGUUCUCAAACUUCAAGAACAGACAUGUCAAAAGGGAGUGAUAGCCCAACCAUGUAAUAGCCAAGCUCUAUGUCACCUUGGCACCUCCCAGCUAGCCAUGUAUGAGAAUGACCCGACCUCUGACCUGGGAAAGAAAGCACUCCUUGAUGCUAGGUUGUCCUUUAGGGCAAGCAUUGAGAAAGAGGGCAAACCGAGUUUAGGUGGUGACCUGCCAACACAGAUGACAGAACAAGGUUGGUGGCAGGAGAAAAAGAAGAAGGAAGAGGCGGCAGCAGCCAGUAAGGCAGCACCAGUAGAUAAGGGUAAGGGUGUGGCCUCUAAGGCUGCCCCAGCUAGGGGUGCCCCAGCAAGGGGAGCACCUGCAAGGGGUGCACCAGCAGGGAGGGGUACUACUACACCAAGGGGUGCAACCAGAGGCGGUCCAGCAGCCAAGACGGGUGCAGCCAAGGCAGCACCAGUCCCAAGGGGAGGCGCAGCCCGUGGGCGUGGCACUACCUCUGGGCCAGGCAAGGCUGCCCCAGCCCGUGGAAGAGGGGGCAGCACAACCAGCGUGGCCAAACCUGCUGCAGGGGCUAAAUCAGGUCCAGCUAGCAAGACUGCUGCAGCUCCAGCCAAGGCAGCACCCACUCCAUCUCCAGAGCCAAGUAAGGCUGCUGCCAAAUCAGAGACUAGCCCAGUGCCUGCCAAUGCUCCUUUGAAUCGCAUGAGCUACCUUCCACGUCUUGGCCUAGCGAGGGCCCUAGCUAAAGAGACGGAAGAUACCAAAGAAUCGAGAAUGCUCUAUGAUGAUGUCAUCACUAUGGCACCUCAGAUCCAUGAUGCCUACAUAGAGCUAGCUGAACUGCUUAUUAAGACGGAGCCCCUCCAAGCUGUUGAUGUUUACGCCCGCUAUCCAUUCUCGGAUGAAGAGUCAUAUGACGAUGCUUUCCUCCAUGGCGAGAUCCUCCGUCUGCUCAUGAAGCAUGAAAAGUUUGAUGACCCCAGAUUAGAGAGGCACAUGAUUGCAUAUGGCAGGAUACUCGGCAAAGGAUGUAUUGAGAAGUAUGUUCAAAUCCUGGAGGCUAAGUUCAAGAAUGAGCUACUGAUGAACGUCUAUGCUGCCGUCAACCACAAAGCAGUGGAUGAUCCGGACAUGCAAGCAUUCUUCAAGUUUAAGAUGUGGCUAUAGUCAGAUUCAGACAUAUCUUAUUGGGGACAGUUGCGAAUGUUUCUCUCGACAGCCUAUUCUAACUGAAUCACGGGGCCCAUCUGCACUGGAAAUGGCAAGGAUAGCAUUUCAACUUAAAUGCCUAAAUAAUGACCAUUACUGCAUGAAUUCUGAACACCUGGGCCGGUAUUCAAUUGAAAGAAUUGAAUAUUUUGCUUAGGAUCUAACUUGGCUAAGCAAAAGUCAUAAAUGCCAUAUCAGGGUGAAGACUGACCAAUUGGUUAGUGUUAUGGCAGCCAUGUUUUCAUUUUCUUGAACAUAUCACUUUUUUUUAAUACAUGGUCUUGUCACCACCACAGUUGGCCAUGUGACAUGAUUUUACUGUAGAAAGAUCAGAAGAAAAAAAAUAUUAAGAAAAAGUGGAAAGGCCAAAGCUGCCCAGUUUAUGUGUGUUAAGUUAGGCUGAAGUAGUUGAUUUUAUGGAAGAAAAAUCAUUGUUUGUUAUUUGAUGAUCCGUCCAAAAAUACUAGAUUCCAUCCAGAAAAAAACCUUCCAUAUUAUUUUA
This is a messenger RNA of Lytechinus variegatus (green sea urchin), 4139 nucleotides long. RefSeq lists its product as uncharacterized. Gene Ontology annotation, molecular function: protein binding; ubiquitin protein ligase activity. Bases 164 to 3595 code for a protein of 1143 amino acids. The record is from RefSeq and is a predicted model, not a curated record. Gene Ontology annotation, biological process: ubiquitin-dependent protein catabolic process; protein polyubiquitination. The transcript is spliced from 20 exons. NCBI's taxonomy places the organism in Eukaryota, Metazoa, Echinodermata, Echinoidea, Temnopleuroida, Toxopneustidae.